Maudiozyma barnettii is the source of this 2571-nucleotide messenger RNA. RefSeq names its product H(+)-transporting V0 sector ATPase subunit a (gene VPH1). The record is from RefSeq and is a predicted model, not a curated record. NCBI's taxonomy places the organism in Eukaryota, Fungi, Ascomycota, Saccharomycetes, Saccharomycetales, Saccharomycetaceae. Gene Ontology annotation, molecular function: proton-transporting ATPase activity, rotational mechanism; ATPase binding. The transcript has a single exon. Gene Ontology annotation, biological process: proton transmembrane transport; vacuolar acidification. Gene Ontology annotation, cellular component: vacuolar proton-transporting V-type ATPase, V0 domain; fungal-type vacuole membrane; vacuolar proton-transporting V-type ATPase complex. The coding region runs from base 1 to 2571 and encodes 856 amino acids.
AUGUCCGAAAAGGAGGAAGCUAUCUUCCGUUCAGCAGAGAUGUCUCUGUUGCAGUUCUACAUCCCCCAAGAAAUCUCUCGUGAUGCAGUCUAUACAUUAGGUGAACUUGGUAUCGUUCAAUUCCGUGAUUUGAAUUCCAAAGUUAGAAGUUUCCAGCGUUCUUUCGUUGCUGAAAUCAGAAGACUGGAUAACGUUCAAAGACAACAUCGUUAUUUCUUUAAAUUAUUACAGAAGCAUGGCGUGCCUUUGUUUGAAGACCCAAAUUUGAUGUUCCCCGAUGAUACUGAAGCUGGCACUGAUGUUGCUAGUCAUGGUCCUCAUUUACCAAUCAGUAGUUCCAUCAUUGAUGAACACGUUCAAAACGGAGCUUUGCUCGAAGAGAGAUUGAUUCAAAUGGAGAGCGCUGCAGACCAAAUUCAAUUGAAGAGAGCAGACUUGGAACAAUACAGGGCAGUCCUACAAUCUGGUGAUGAAUUCUUCUCCACCGAGGAUGCUGCUCAAACUUCUAUUGCUUCAUUAAGAAGAGAAAGUAUAAUCAGUGAGGGUAGAGGUCUUGCUGAUGAUAGUGCAAUCAGAACUCAUGUCAAUUAUGUGACUGGUGUGAUUCCAAAGGAUAAAGUAAACACUUUGGAGCAAAUUCUAUGGAGAACAUUGAGGGGUAAUUUAUACUUCAAACAUAUAGAACUAACUGAUCCAUUCUAUGAUUCAGUCACUAAAAAUUUUGUUCAAAAGGAAGCAUUUAUUAUCUUUUCUCCAGGUGAUCUUAUCAUUCAAAGAAUUAGAAAGAUUGCUGAAUCCCUUGAUGCUAAUUUGUAUGAUAUUGAUAACAAUGAACAUAUUAGAUCUCAACAAUUAAGUACAAUUAACCAAAAUCUAGAUGAUUUAUACAAGGUUCUUGACACUACAAACAAAACCCUAGAGAGCGAAUUAUAUGCUAUUGGUAAUGAAUUGAACAAAUGGUACCAAGAUGUCUCUAAAGAAAAACUGACCUUCGAAACUUUGAACAAAUUCAAUUUUGAUUCUAACAGAAAGACAUUGAUUGCUGAAGGUUGGGUUCCAACUGACGAAAUUGAUUGUUUACAAGAUGCUUUAUCCGAGAUGACCACUAGAUUAGGAAUCGACGUCCCAUCUAUCAUUCAAUCUCUGGAAACCAACAGAACUCCUCCAACUUUCCACAGAACCAACAAGUUCACUGCAGGGUUCCAAAGUAUCGUCGACUGUUAUGGUAUUGCCCAAUACAGAGAAAUCAAUGCCGGUCUUCCAACUAUUGUUACUUUCCCAUUCAUGUUCGCUAUUAUGUUCGGUGAUAUGGGUCAUGGUUUUAUCAUGUUCUUAGCAGCUUUAGUCCUUGUCUUAAACGAAAAGAAAUUGAAUAGAAUGAAGAGGGAUGAAAUUUUCGAUAUGGCUUUCACUGGUAGAUAUAUUGUCUUACUGAUGGGUUUGUUCUCAAUGUACACUGGUUUCCUAUAUAACGAUGUUUUCUCCAAAUCGAUGACCCUUUUCAAGUCAGGCUGGGAAUGGCCAGAACACUUCCAAAAAGGUGAAACCUUAUUUGCCAAGUCAGUUGGUACUUAUGCGUUUGGUUUAGAUUGGGCAUGGCACGGUACUGAGAAUGCAUUACUAUUCUCUAAUUCCUACAAGAUGAAACUUUCUAUCCUAAUGGGUUUCAUCCAUAUGUCUUAUUCUUACAUGUUUUCUCUUGCCAAUCAUCUAUACUUUGAUUCUAUGAUUGAUAUCAUUGGUAAUUUCAUUCCAGGUUUAAUUUUCAUGCAAGGUAUCUUUGGUUAUCUAUCUAUUUGUAUUGUUUACAAGUGGUCUAAGGAUUGGAUCAAGGAUGGUAAAGCAGCUCCAGGGUUAUUGAAUAUGUUAAUUAAUAUGUUCUUAGCUCCAGGUACUAUUGAUGAUGAAUUAUACCCACAUCAAGCUAAGGUUCAAGUUUUCUUGUUGAUUGCUGCUUUAAUUUGCAUCCCAUGGUUAUUAUUAGUUAAGCCAUUACAUUUCAAGUUUACACACAAGGAUGAAUGUGCAAUCGCAUUACCAACUGCUGACGAUAUUGAACAUAAUGCGUCUACUGAGGAAAAUGGUGAUCGUGAAUUCAGUAAUGAAGAAGUUGAUGAAAUAUAUGAAGGUGCUGAUGACGACGAAGGUGAAGGGCAUCAUGGUGAAGAGUUCAGUGAUAUUAUGAUCCAUCAAGUCAUCCAUACCAUUGAAUUCUGUUUGAAUUGUGUCUCCCACACUGCCUCUUACUUACGUCUAUGGGCUUUAUCCUUAGCUCAUGCUCAACUAUCAACUGUCUUAUGGACCAUGACCAUUCAAAUUUCAUUUGAUAUGAAAGGUAUCGUUGGUGUUCUAAUGACAUUUUUCCUUUUUGCCAUGUGGUUUGUCCUAACAUGUGCUGUUUUGGUUGUCAUGGAAGGUACAUCUGCCAUGUUACAUUCUUUGCGUCUACAUUGGGUUGAAUCGAUGUCUAAGUUUUUCGUUGGUGAUGGUAUUCCAUAUGAACCAUUUGUCUUUGGUUAUAAUGAUAUGGAGGUUGCCGUAGAAAGCAUUAAUGCAAGCACUAGUGAUUAA